AGCUUUUAAUUCCUCUGAAUUUGAUAUCUACUUUAGAUUUUUAAAGGCUGGCACCCAAAGUUACUUCAGGUGAAAUAGAUGGAUUUAGGCCCAUUGCUUGGCCAAAUGUUAAUCACACACACACACACACACACACACACACACACACACACACUUCAGUGGAAACUGCAUGCAGCUGAGCAGCUCACAUUCGGAGCAUCAACACAGAAAGGAACAGGAAGAAAACAACACAAAUAUUUUGAUGGAAGUGUCUUAGGAAAGCCAUUUUAAAUCAUGGACACCUAGGUUCUGAAAAUGGUAUUGCCUGUAUUGGUGUGAGUGAUGGGGUCCCAUGGCACAAAUUCCAUGUGGUCCCAGUGCAAAGGAAAAGAGCUAAGAUCUUCUCCCUUACUAUAAUGUCCAAACAAGAUGGGAUGGGGAAGAAGAAUGAGAGGUUUGUAAGGAGUCUUCAAUAAUUUUGCCAAGGAAAUUCUUAUGGUUCAGGGCCUCAUGCUAUUAGCCUUUCUUGUACAUGGAGAUCCUUUAUGAAAUGCAUUCAGGCCCAUCAAACAAAUCUGUGCUGAGAUACACAUACUGUAUCACCAUUUUUACUGCUGGAACUGCUCUGAAUCUGACUUCAGGAAGAACGCGUUUUAACUGCACAGUGUCCUGGAAUAGACACUCUGCACUGGGAAACAAGGGAACUGAGUUCCCUCCCAUUUUACACUUUCCUGAUGUUCCAAAUGACCAGUACCCUGGAGUUAUGAUUUGUGGUGUUGUCAGGAUUCUAACUGGCCUGUAACUGACCUAAGAAUUCUGCAGAGCAGUUGCUGCUGUGGCUGGCCGGCUGCUCAGGCGAACGUCAGCUCAGUGGCCAACAGCUCAGUCUUCUUGAGGCUCAGGAGCACCUAGCAAAUACCUGCUCUGUUCCUGGCACGCUAGACUCUAGCUGAGGAAGGCAUUUCACGAUGUCUGCCAAUGUCUCCCCUGGUCCCCUCCUCUCCAAACCCCCCCUGAGGGUGAAAGAAGGCUCCCUGGUCGUCCAAUGGCUGAGCUUAGUUUCCGGCCUCCAGAUAUCUGCAUUCCUGGUGGCUAUUUUGGCCUUGCCGAUGUGCAUUGUGUCAGCACUCAGUGUCAACUGGAGAGUGUGGCGUGUGGAAAACAUCAAGGGGAUCGGCUCUGGAAACAUCUGGAUUGGAAUCUGGGAUGUCUGCUUUUGGAAAGACCCUUCUAAUGACGGCAACUCUUUUUGGCAUUGCGAAGAUCUCAAUGAGCAACAUCCAACCCUCCCGAUGGAAAUUUUUAUUGCACAGGAUUUAAUGGCAUUAGCCUCCAUUAUGAAUUCAGUGGCCCUAGGAGUAAUUUCAUUUGCCUUGUACAAUGUGUUCAAGCCCGGAAACCAUCAGGAGUUUCUCUUUCGCUUUUUUAGGUUUGGAGCUCUGCUGAACUUAUCUGCAGGAAUACUUGUCCUGAUUUCUGUGGUAUGGAACAUGUCUGCUGUCUUACAAAAUGGGGAAAUUGACUUCCCUGAAACUUUUGAAUUACCUCAAAUUCCCAGCGAGCAGCAUAUUGGACCUUCUAUUUAUCUAGGCUAUAUCGCUGCAGGUUUCCAGCUGCUGAGUGCAGCAUUGGUUGGGAUUGAGAGAUGUUGCAUCAGGACCACCGCAACAGAUACAUCUCUAAUAGAAACUGUAGUGGUGAUUUCCCCAGGAAGUGCAGUGAAUAGCGAGAGUCUAACUACUUGUUCGAAGUGUGGUUCUUUGCUAGAUCUGGUAAUUCAAGAGAAAUCCUCCAUAGUGGAGAUGGAGGAAAGCUGUGCAAAAGAUCUUGUCAUUCCCGAGGAAUCCUGCGCAGUAGAGAUGGAGGAAAGCCGUACGCCCCAAAGCUCACCUGAAGGACAUCAAAGUCCACCUGAAGUCCCAAAACAUACUAUUAUACAUGUUAUACCCUACAACAGGGAGUCGUAAACUAUCAGAUCCAGAUCAACGCAGAUCGCUCCAUACACGGAUGGAUCUGCGUGGAUCAGGAUAUGAUAGUUUUGUUUUGGGACUUCAGGUGGGCUUUGAUGUCCUUCAGGUUAGGAGGCCCUUUUUUAUGUCUAGUAGUCAUUUAUUUAUUUAUUAAAGAUUUUGUUGAUUUACAAAAGUGUGCAAUGUCUCUCUUUCAUGUUUUUUUCCCAUGUAACAUUUUUAUAAAUAAUUUUCAUUUGU
Messenger RNA from Podarcis raffonei (Aeolian wall lizard), 2189 nucleotides. RefSeq names its product claudin-34-like. The transcript has 2 exons. Gene Ontology annotation, biological process: bicellular tight junction assembly; cell adhesion. Gene Ontology annotation, molecular function: structural molecule activity. The record is from RefSeq and is a predicted model, not a curated record. NCBI's taxonomy places the organism in Eukaryota, Metazoa, Chordata, Lepidosauria, Squamata, Lacertidae. Gene Ontology annotation, cellular component: plasma membrane; bicellular tight junction. The coding region runs from base 948 to 1946 and encodes 332 amino acids.